Messenger RNA from Theobroma cacao (cacao), 1186 nucleotides. Its product is annotated as dehydration-responsive element-binding protein 3-like. Lineage: Eukaryota; Viridiplantae; Streptophyta; Magnoliopsida; Malvales; Malvaceae. The record is from RefSeq and is a predicted model, not a curated record. Gene Ontology annotation, molecular function: DNA binding; DNA-binding transcription factor activity. Gene Ontology annotation, biological process: regulation of DNA-templated transcription.
CCUCCCUCCCUCCCUCCCUCCCUCCCUCCCUAGUUAUAGUGUACUUUUUCUCUGUACGUUUAAAGACACAAUCCGUGGCGGAGUUAGUUAUAGCUCUCUAGUGACUCUAAGUCACCACUAAAAAAGAAUGACUGAGCCGCAAAAUUCAGAGACAGAGAGCAGCUCCAACUCAUUCUCUUCUCCUCCACUAUCACCCUCAUCUCCAGGGUCAACUCACUCACCUCCUAACUCGGUUCCUAGCUCAACUACCACCCUAAACGCGAAACCCGAGACCACCUCAUCAGAUUCUAAUAAAAAGAUCAAGAGAAUGAGGGAUUCAAGCAAGCACCCAGUUUACCGUGGAGUACGAAUGCGAAACUGGGGCAAAUGGGUGUCCGAAAUCCGCGAGCCACGCAAAAAAUCCCGCAUUUGGCUCGGUACUUUCCCUACCCCUGAAAUGGCAGCUCGUGCACACGACGUGGCGGCUUUAAGCAUCAAAGGCAAUUCGGCUAUUCUCAACUUCCCCGAACUCGCUAACUCUUUACCUCGACCCGUGUCUUUAGCUCCCCGUGACGUCCAAGCUGCGGCAGCCAAAGCAGCCCAAAUGGACAAGUUUGACUCCCCGUCACCUUUCACCACAUCGUCUGCCACAUUGUCAUCGUCGUCAUCGCUGUCGUCUUUGGUUUCUCAGAUGGAAUUGUCUUCAGGGUCGGACGAGUUAAGCCAGAUAGUGGAGCUGCCAAGCCUUGAGACGAGUUAUGACUCGGUUGAGUUAAAGAAUGAGUUUGUGUUUGUGGACUCAGUGGAUGGAUGGUUUUAUACUCCACCCUGGCUUCAAAGCGUGGACGACUGUGGGUAUGUUUGCGAUCAGUUAGGAGUGCCAGAGAGUGUCUUACAAAAUGGUUUCGAUGAAGGUUUGCUAUGGGAUUAUUAGUGUUUUUUCUUUCUUUUUCUUCUUGUGUUUGUGAAUUUGAGUGUGUAUCUUUUCUUUUCUUUUUGGGCUUCUUUUUUCCCGGUUUUAAGCCCUUUUGCUUUUUCUUUGAAGGGCUAAAACUCUGUCCCUCUUUCUCUGUUUUUGUGAUCUUUUUUCCAAUGAAUCCCACUGUACAGAGUUUAGAAUGGGAAGAAGAUGAAAGUGUCAUAAAUUCCUUCCCUUCUGGUUGGUGUAAAACACUUUGAGGCUUUAAAGCCUCUCUCUCUCUCUCUC